AUGGGUUGUGGAGCAUCUAAAGCGGGUCCUUGUGUUCUCGUUCAAGUUCCGUGCACCGGUAAGGCCAGGAAAAAACACUUAAAGUGAUCCCUUUUCUAAAAACUGCUUGAGGUUAAAUUUUUCACAUAAAUUUGUAUGCCGCGUGGUCCUCUUGAUGUAGGCUUGCCUCGUACAAGUACAACUCCCUUUGGAGAAUUCAGAUUUUUCAGUUCACAAUUAACAUAAUCAAAAUAGUUUGAUUAAUUUGAAAGUGGACAUUUCAAGACGAAAGCGCAAAAAAUUUUAUUCUGAAAAGCUUCAGAAUUCGCCCGAAAGAACACAAAUGAACUGAGACGUCUUUUACCACGGAAUGAAGAUUCAAACGAGUCAAUAAAUUUCCGCGUAAAGAUUAGUAAUUACAAAAAAAAAACGAAAUUACAUUUGCGUUCUCUAGAUUUUCUGUAAGUAUCAGCUUCAAACUUUUUUCUUGCUUUACAGGUAAGAGUCCAGUCAGGUUGAACAGCACAUCUACGAAAACCAGUAAAACAACUAAGCCCUUGCCGAAAACAACCAAGGCGGCAGAGUUACGAAGACAGGCCAAUGAAGCCAAACUUAGUAAGUUAAAAAUCAGUUGAUCAUAUAAUUCCUUGCAAGAAAUAUUUUAAUUUUUGUAAUUUUUCAGAGAAACGAAAAAUUUUUCACGACAUUUUCACAUUUGAGCAUCGAAUAUAUUUUCGUGUUAGAUUAUCUGUAUAAUUUUUCUUGCAUUAACUUUUCUGAGUCACAAGAUUUGUCCUUUAAUAUCCAAACAUUAACAGAAUUUUUUACGAUGAAAAUCUCUGGGUUAAUUUUCGUAAUGUUUUAAGCUCUUUGCUGUCAUUCUGCAACACUGCCUGAAUAAUUCAGCCCCGUAGAUAAUAUAAUAUUUGAACAUGAGAAAAAAAGGGAAUUAUUUCAGACGAAACAUUAAAUACAAAAAUUGUUUAUUCAGUCCAAAGGGAAAAAACUAUUUACACGGGUUUCAGCUCAGAUGCUAUCUGGAUUUCAAUAAAGUCAAAAUUUGGUACAAAUAAAAGAAACCUUACGUGUUAUCAACGCAACAGCUUUCUUGUGCUGGUGACUAGUUAUAAGCUGAACUUCAGGCCCGGUCAGGGGUGGAGUGGGAUAACAAUAUACUCAAUACCCUAUCCUGAAAUACCAGUGCAAUUCGUACUCAAAAUACUAUACACAAGGGUCGUAAAAUAUCUCUAAGGUACUGCAUACUGGAACGUCACAAAGUCAACUAAUCUUAUAUAGCUUUAUUUAAUCACCGAGUAAUGUUAGCAAACGCUUAGUUUAGUUUAGUUUAUUUGAGUUCAUUAGAAUAAAUUUAGUUUAGUUUAGUUCAAAUAGUUUACACUUUUCACUAUUAAAUGUAAUUUUUAUGUAUGAUUUAUGUUUGUGUUUUCGUUUUUUUUUCAGAGAACUCUAACGGGCUCAAUUCAAGUGCCUCACUAAGGCACAGUGCAUCUGAAACUCAGGCUUUAAAGAAAAUAACAUCCAGUCCGAGAUCCCCUCGGCCAAAGGACAACCGACCAAACAACGCCAAAACUACUAGUAAACCACAGAACCGCCAUCUUGGCCCAAACGUCCCCCAGUCAAGUUCUAAAGCCCAGGGGAAUACAUCCAAAAGCACAAAUGAGGCAAGACCAGCGAGUUCCCAGUCUGUGAAAAGUCUGAAAUCAAAUGGAAUAUCUAAGCCAUCAAAGGAAAACACUGUUAACACCACAAGUAAGACAAAAACCAUUACUGAGGUAAGACCAGCAAGUUCCCAGUCGGUGAAAAGUCUGAAAUCAAGUGGAAUAUCCAAAUCAUCAAAGGAAAAUGCUGUUAACACCAAAAGUGAGGCAAAAACCAUUACUGAGGUAAGACCAGCAAGUUCCCAGUCGGUGAAAAGUCUGAAAUCAAGUGGAAUAUCCAAGUCAUCAGAGGACAAUGCUUUUAACACCGCAAAUGAGGCAAGACAACAAAUCUACCAGUCUACAAAGAGACCUCAUUCAAGUCCCACUUUGAAAAAGGGUUCAUCUGAUACCAAGGAUGGAGCAAAACCAAUGACGAGCGAGCGUUCAAAGAGGCCAACAUCAAGUCCUACAAAAGGGCACAAGCAACAGCAGACUAAAAGCUGUCAGCCUGAACGAACCAGUUCAAGUUCUUCCAUGAAAGAAAAUCUGCCUGUUUUAAAGAACAAAGUGAAGGCAACACAAAGAGGUACCCAGGGUACCGUACGGCCCAAGUCGAGCCAAGCUAACGACAAUAAAAACACCUCAAAGACAAAUCAAACGCGUUUUCAGCCUAAAAGCCGACCACGAUCAAGUCCAGCUUUUAAAAGAAAUCCAGCUGAGGCCACCAAUGAGGUGAUCAAACGACCCAUAUCAAAUCGUUUAUCAAAGGGCGAUAUGCCUAAGACAACCAGCAACGUAAGACGAAAGAGUUGUCCGUCUCUUAAAAGCCCUGUGUCACGUCCUGCUUCUGCAAAGGGUAAUCCAGUCAGAACUAUUGAGACCUGUGUAACUGGACAGCAAACAGCUCAGGAAGCAAAGGCCGACCCUACCGAGCAGGUUAUUGAGGACGGAGACACACCCAACAGGGAAGAUGUUGGGGAUAAUUUUCAGUCGACAUCUCAGGUAAUUGAAUACUCUACACUUGCUUUUAUGAUAACUGCAAACACGAAAACAUAUCUAACAUUUUCUAGUUGAUUCAGUUACGAAUUGUGAAGCUCUAGAGGCAAAGAUCUCUUGCGGGGGGGAAGGUUUUGCGUGCAUGUCUUUACAAAUUAAUUAAACCAAUGUUAAAACACCCGACCAGCAGCCACAAUCAAGAGUGUUAUUUAUUUAUUUAUUUAUUUUUUUUUUUCGCGCUAUGCUCUCCAGGCGUAGAAUAUCAGUACAAACAGGUCUAUACAAGUUGCAAUAUCUUCCCUUAGAUUUUCGUAUCACACAACAACCAAAUAAUGUAACAAAAAACGAAACAUAUUUCCUUUACGAUGCAAAAAACUUGCGGAUUGUGAUUAUUGUAAGCGAACUGACAAAUAAUGCGCUUUUUUCUUUUAACAGGAGUCCGCCGCCUCGGAGGCGGAGCUAGACUAUUUCGUCGCUGAGAUUCUCCAGUCGCAGUUGAACCUCGUUCAAAACGAUCCAUCUCCAGAGAAGAGUCCUAAAGCUUUAAACUCACAGCCUUCUGCCAUGAGCUCACCUACAGGGCCAGGUAACUACAUAAACAUUUCUACGGCCAUCAGACUUUUCUAUUCAUUCCCGUUCAAAACCAGGAAAGGCCUCCACUAUGUAAGCUUAUUAUGUGUUGCGAAGACAACAAACGAUAUCUCGUCGGUUAAAUAAACUCACGGUUUUAAUUUUACGGCUCCUAAAACUUACAUGUUCUGAUAACAACUCAUGACAACAACAAACACCCGACCGCGUGUGAAUUACAAAAUCAGAGUAACUGUCAAUCAAAAAAAUGAAAUCUGAUCACUAAAACCUCACGCGUGCGAUUGCGUGACGCGAGGGACCAUUUGUACUAAAACUUUAAAAAAAGUUUGCCUUUUGCCUUUUUAGAGGAAGAAUGACUUUCCAGUCCAACCUUGUUGGUAUUGUCUUGGUUUGGUUCUUAUUUGUGAAACAAAUCUUCCCUUGCAGCUCCUAAGCAAGGCGCGUCAUUCGUGGGCACUCCGAAAGAUGCUACCAUUGAGAAUGAUGGUAGCGGCUGUCAAGAGGGAACCAACAGCUCCACAGAAGUUUCUAAUGUCGGUGAAGCGGAGAUAACGGCCGGCGACUCCAAAAUCAUUCAAUCUCCUUCGACUCCGACCAGCAUAGAGGAUAACGAGAAAGCCGAAGAGACCGGCAGUACAUCGCUCACUACAGGUGACGUUUUGACCAUCUUUCCAAAGGAAAAUCCUCAUAUUGAUUCUGUGGAGCUCAUGGGAGUGCCCAAGCCCGUCCAAGAUGGUCCAUCUCGAACGGACUCAACCGCCCCCAUGAUUUUUGACUGGGCUGAUGAAAGAAAGAGCCCUGGCUGCAUGAGAUCGUCUCCAGGUGCAACGAAAUCUCAAGAAAAGAUUAAUUUGGCGGUCGAGCGUAAGAGUAGCAAGACGUCCAUCGAAGGAAGAAAAUCAUCUCGUACCCCGACAGCUUCAAAGUCGAGAGCAAAUAUUAGCAACUUGUCAGCCGGGGAUUCUGUCGAAGCUACUUGCUCAACCAGUAGGCCUUGCAGUAGUCGUUCCACUACAGAUACCUCAAUGAACUUAAACCAUCGGAAAUCAGGUCAGAGGCCCUUGUCUGCUGCAAAAGUGCCAGAAAAAUCAAAGUCGAGUCAGAACAAUCCACAUUCAAGCGCGAGGUCAUUUUCUGAUCCAAGGGUGUCUGAUGCAACAAAGUCACUAACACCAAGCAGAAAAUCGUCUCAUGGUCAGGUGCUAGUUAAAAGCACCGAACGAAGUUUAUCUUCAUCCAGGGUGCAAAGUGCAGCGAAAAAAGAACGACUGACACCGACGAGUCUAAGGGGUGAGUUCAAAGAUGAAAAAGGCUGUAAAAUAGGCGGCUCUCAAGAAAUGAGCGGAAGAGGCUCCUCAGCCACCUUGUCAAAGCGGUCAUUGAGCCGAAACUCAUCCAAAUCUGAAAUAAUAUCUCCUAAACCUUCCGUUGUGAAGAAAGAACUGGAGAAGUCUAAGUCUAAUGACAAGAUACACCAAACACCGAAUGAACAGAAAGGUGUGGUCAAGGCAAAAUCUCCCUGUUAUGAACGAUCAAACGAUAAAGGAACGAUGGACGGACGCCACAGUCAGAAUAGCCCAUCCACAAGCAGUCUGCCCAUAAAAGAAGAUUUGGAAAAACGUCCGAAAAGCGGAAGAUCAAUUAGCAUGGAGAGUGAUGCUUCUAUUGUCAAGUCUGAGGAGCGCUUGAGUAACCCUCGAAAUUCAUUAUCACAGGAUUCACUAAAGGGGAGGGUACUGUCUCCACCACAAAAGAGACAUGAACGUUCUGGAAGUGCUCGUAGUUUAAAACAAUCUCCAAGAAAAUUUGAAGUAUUGGAGUCUUCGAAAACGUUGCAGUUUUCCUCUCCCUCUUACCCAGAGGUGCGAUCGAGAAACUCACGAAGUAAAACCUCACUGAACAAGAUGGAAGUGUUAAACACUGAUUACUCACAAAAUUGCUGA
This is a messenger RNA of Porites lobata, 5167 nucleotides long. The record is from the annotation of a GenBank genome assembly. NCBI's taxonomy places the organism in Eukaryota, Metazoa, Cnidaria, Anthozoa, Scleractinia, Poritidae.